AUGCCGACACGUUCCCGUCAGUCCAAUGCUCGGGCGACGGCACAACCCGAGGCAGAGGAAGCGGCCUACAACAUUACUGGUCUUGAUUUCAAUGAGCCUCUGACAUGGCGCGCUGGCAAGGCUAUACCAGUCGCAGAUCUCUUCACUAGACUGCAGAAGUUGUCCAACGAGCUACGUAACGUGGAUGACCAGGCAAUCGAUGUCAAAGAAAUAGCAGGGCUCGCCCAAGACCUGGUACAUCCGAACCUACUAGGCCACAAGGACAAAGGUGUAAGAGCGUGGACUGUGGCAUGUGUGGUUGAUAUCCUUAAUAUAUGCGCUCCCGAUGCGCCAUACCGCCCGAAUCAAUUGCGCGACAUCUUCACCGUCAUCAUCAACACUAUUUUACCUGCGCUGGCUGACCCAUCGAACGCCUAUAAUGCUCAGCAUCAAUACAUCCUCGAUCAGCUGGUGGACGCGCAGAGCAUUGUGCUCAUUACAGACAUCCAAGACGCAGACACGCUGAUUACUCAACUGUUCACAAACGCCUUUGAUGUUGUAUCUGGUUCAGGCAAGAGCAAUUCAAGCGUAGAGCUGGCGCAAAGCGUGGUUUUCCAGAUCACUAUGAUGCUCAACACUGUGGUAGACGAAGCCAAUCUCCCGCAAGAGGUUAUAGAUAUUAUUAUUGCACAAUUUCUCAGAGUCGAUCCGAGGAGCCACGAGCAGCCAGCUGCGACAAAGAGGAAAACAGCAGACGCCAAGGACAAGACCCAGUCGACUCUGCUACUAAAGAAUUACCCUCCAGCUUACAACUUGGCCAAGUCAGUAUGCACGGCCUGCUCAGAGAAAAUGGCUGCUGCCAUCAGUCAAUACUUCAACGUCAUAAUCACAAAUGCUGGUGGUGAUUUGACUGACGAUGUUGAAGAGAAAGCAAAAUCACACAGGCGGCACGUUUCACCCGAUAGUGACAACGAAGGACAAGAUCAAGACAGUCUAAAUGACCUGAAAAAAGCUCAUCGUCUUGUGCGUGAGUUAUGGCGAGCAUGUCCCGAUGUCUUGGUCAAUGUGGUCCCGCAGAUAGAGCUUGAACUUGCUGCGGACGCAAAAGCUGUCCGACGCCUUGCAGUCGAGACAUUGGGUGAUAUGAUUGCUGGAAUUGGCCUUGCCGGCUUGCCUGACCUACCGACUCUUGAUCCAGCUGCCUUUCCCCAACCGACCAUUGAGACUGCGGAUAUCACAAUACUGUCCAAUAACCCUCUGCUGCAACCUUCUGCCCCUAAGCCAUUCAUACACGUUCAUCCUGCAACAUACCAAGCUUUCCUUGGUCGCAGGAUCGACAGGGAUGUAUCCGUGCGUGCUUCAUUUGCAAAAGCAGUAGGCCGAGUUUUGCUCACAAGGGCUGCAGGUAGUGCUCUUCGAGAUGAAGAACUGUCUGCUCUCAUCGCGGCUCAAGCUAAGAUGCUGAAAGAUGUCGACGAACGGGUUCGUCUGAGUGCUUUGCAGAGUCUGGAGAAUUUUCCAUAUCAUACGGUCGUCGACAUGCUGGGUAGUGAUGGUGGUCUUUCAGAGCCAUCGUCUCUGUUAUCGACUAUCGCAGAGCGUGUGACUGACAAAAAACCGCAUGUACGUGAGAAAGCGAUGUAUCUACUAGGAUGCAUGUGGGGAAGUGCAGCAAGAGAUGUUGGAAACGUCAAUGAUCGAGUAUGCUCUAUUCUCGGUCAAAUUCCCACGAGGCUUUUGUCAUCAAUGUAUGUCAAGGACAAUCAUAUCGGAGCCUUACUUUCAAAGGCACUGUAUGAGUAUCUUCUGCCAUUGAGCUAUCCGCCUAUCAAAGGGAAUAUCACUAUCAGUGAGACACAAGGCGAUGGGGAUGUCGCACAAGAAUCGGUCGACCCUGAUUCUCUACGCGUACGCCGCAUACUUACUCUAAUUCGUGAUCUUGACGAACGGGCUAAGCCUGUCUUCUUCGGUUUGCAGAAACGCCAAGCUGAUUUGAGCAAAGCUAUCACCACAUUCCUCAGAGCUUGUGAGGAAUACAAUGCAGGCGUUGCUGAUGACGAGAGUGACGAGAAACGACUCAAGGAACAAUUGACCAGAUUCAUUGAUUCACUCUCGAGACAGUUACCCGACCCUGCAAAAGCCGUGAAUGACUUGUGGAAAUUCGCCAGGGCACACGAUAGACGGGCUUAUCAGCUCAUCAGGUUUGCUAUGGGUGCAGAGCACGAAUAUAAGACCAUGACGAAAGCGAUCAAGGAACUCAACAAGCGUCUACGCGAUAAUGGUAUGGGAAAUGUCCUUGAGACUUUGAUGCCCAUAUUGUAUCAAUGUGCUCUGAUCAGCUACAACCGGAGUCAUAUUCCAGCCAUCAUGGAUUAUGCGAGAUCUCCUGACAAUGGAUUUGCCGAAGCUGCUCAAGAAGUAUUGAGAGAGAUCUCGGAAAAGGUUCCGGAAGUAAUGAAGACUCAUAUUCAAGUGUUAUGUGGAGAGCUCGAAGAUAUGGCGCCGUCCCAGAAGAACACGGAACCAGCAUCUGCGGUCGACUCCCUCAAAGCAUGUUCGGCAUUCGCCAGGAGGUUUCCUGAAGAUUUACCUAAGGAGCGUCGUUUCUAUACUGCCAUGCUGGCCUUUGUACAGUUCUCGCAAUCUCCGAAGGCAGCAAAGCAUGCAGCCACCAUUACCCUUCUCGCUUCAGAUAAGAAGGAAAUGUACGCAAAGGAUGUUUUGACCAAGGCAAUCAAAGCCUGCAGUUCUGGAACCAACAACAGGCUUACUCAUCUUGCGGCUAUCUCUCAAGUCUGCUUGAUUGCGCCAGCUGCUGCCAGUGCACAAGAAGAUCAAAUACUCAAGAUUGUCAACGAGACGUUGCAGACCACUGAAUCGAAGUCAAUAGAAUGGGACCAGACUGCUUGGUCGGAUGAGAUAGAUGAUGAGACUGCAGCGAAGCAGUUUGCUCUCAGGAUUCAUGUUAACCGUUGCCGCGGAGAACGUGGAAGGGAUAACAAGGAAAAGUUCGAAGAGCUAGCCAGCACAGCUGUCAAGACCCUAUUGGAUGUCAUCGAGCACGACGGAAUUGUAGGCGGUAGUGAGGCACCUUCAACCCAACGCAAUCAUCUCCGCUUGACAGCAGCCAAAUACAUCCUGAAGCUCUGCCGCCAUAAACAGCGCUGUGAAGAGCUCAUCACCCCUGAGAUGUUUCAUACUAUCGCCUGGAUAUUGCUUAGUCCACCUCAUGGUGUGCGAAGUGGUCUUGUCCAUCAACUCAAAAAGUAUCUAUCACAAAAUCGACUUAACGCCCGGUGGCUGACAUUGCUGUUCCUUCUACCUUUCGAACCAGACGAUGAGCUGCGAGUUUCUACCAUUGCAUGGCUGAAAUCAAGAGCAGACUUCUUCGCACGCCAACAGAAACAGGCUCGAAUGAACAGCGACAAGAAGCCUGCCCAGAAUAUCAUAGAACUGCUACUUGCACGCUUUAUCUCGUUACUGGCUCAUCAUCCGGACUUCCCAGCCAAGGGUGACGACGACUAUGAGGGUCAGAUGCUAGAUUUUGCCAAAUACAUAAUCUUUUACCUCCAAUGCGUUGCCACAGACGACAACCUUUCUCUGAUCUUUCAUGUAGCGCAACGGAUCAAGCAAGCUGCAGACGCCACAAGCAACAGCGAAGAGAUGGAUGAGCGACUCUACAUCUUGAGUGAUUUAGCUCAAGCCACGAUUCGCAACUAUGCUGACCAGAUGCCUGGGAGCGCUAAGGGAACAAACUUGCUUCAGACCUGGCCUGGCAGAACACAUCUUCCAAAUCUGUUAUUCAAGGCAAUUAAUGGUCAUGCUAAAGCUCAAGACAUAGCUGCCAAGAAUUAUCUUCCUGAAGAUGUCGCUGCUGGCCUUACGCAUCUUGUAAAAAGAAUGAUCAGAAAUACUAAGCAGAGCACAUCGUCGCGACACAAGACACCGGCAUCAGACAGGAAACGGAAACUAUCAAUGUCCAUUGAUGCCGACGACGACAACGACAACGAGCCAGGAUCGACGCGCAAGUCGGCGAAGAAAAACAAAAGGGAUAGAGCAGCAUCAAGCCUGCCAAUCCGAAAGACUCCGAGUAAAAGCGCCAAGAAGAGAAAGAGUGAGCAAGCAGCAUUGAGCGUCGAGCAGCCGAGCCGAAAGAGUGUGCGAAUGAGCUCAAGCAAAAAAGUCAACUAUGAGGAGAGCGAUGAUGACGAUGAAGAAGAGGGCGAUGCGGAAGAUGUUAUCCCGUACAAGCCGGCUCCGAUGGAGAAGUACAAACACAAGACGACGAAGGCGAGGGAUGAGACUCCUGUCAUUGAGGAGGAAGAUGAAGAGGAUGAUGAUGCUGGCGAUGAUCAAGAGGAAGAAGCUGCCUCGCCGACGCAGCAGAGGAAAAGUGCCACAAAGAAAGUUGGCCUGAGUGAUGAUGAGAGUGGCGUACAAUCCGGAGAAGCUCAAGACGACGAAGUCGCGGCUGAAGAGCAUGAAGAAGAGGUCAUUGAGUCUGAAGACGCCGCAGACGUCGAGAUGACGAAUGGUGCUGACAAGGAACAUGGAGAUGAUGUUCCGACCAACGAUGAGCAGGAUGCCAUGGAUGAAGAUGAGGAGGAGGAAGAAGAAGAAGAAGAAGAAGCAGAAGAAGGGGAAGAGGCUGAAGCCGCUCCUUCGCCUCCGGCACCUAAGCGUAACGGAAAAGCGACGCGUGCCAAAGCUACACCACAAACUGCAUCAGCAUCAGACAAAACGUCAAAGGCGAAAGAGAAAGCGUCAAGUACGAAAAAACCUGUCAGCACUAUCAAAGCCAAGCCUUCCUCGAAGAAGGACGUUGCGAGAGACAACUCGGCCACGACAUCGCCUGCAGCGGUGACAGAGUCAACUAGGAGAAGCUCUAGACGGCACAAGGCGUGA
Molecule: messenger RNA, 4884 nt
Organism: Lithohypha guttulata
Lineage: Eukaryota; Fungi; Ascomycota; Eurotiomycetes; Chaetothyriales; Trichomeriaceae
Gene: PDS5
Product: Sister chromatid cohesion protein pds5
Exons: 1
Coding region: 1-4884 (1627 amino acids)
Biological process (GO): DNA repair; mitotic sister chromatid cohesion
Cellular component (GO): chromatin; nucleus
Source: RefSeq, a predicted model, not a curated record